Messenger RNA from Erinaceus europaeus (western European hedgehog), 1080 nucleotides. Its product is annotated as polycystin-1-like protein 2. Gene Ontology annotation, cellular component: membrane. The record is from RefSeq and is a predicted model, not a curated record. The coding region runs from base 1 to 1080 and encodes 359 amino acids. Gene Ontology annotation, molecular function: calcium channel activity. The transcript is spliced from 7 exons. NCBI's taxonomy places the organism in Eukaryota, Metazoa, Chordata, Mammalia, Eulipotyphla, Erinaceidae. Gene Ontology annotation, biological process: detection of mechanical stimulus.
AUGCUGACUAAAUCCUCCACCAUGCAGAGGAGGCCAAUCCCCUACAAUUACACCCUGAACAGAGCAUCCCAGGAAGAAUUAGGCCCAGGGAUCCAUCACCUGGAGAUCUGUGCCACCAGCAACACUGCCGCCAUCACCACCUCUAGAAACAUCACAUUCCACCUAAUGGAGCCUCUGUCUGGGCUUCAGGCCACCUGGGUUUCUGACCAGGUGGAGCUUGGACAAGACCUACUGAUCAAUGUCUCAGUGACUCAUAGCAUCCCAGAGGAGCUGAACUUUGAAGUUGCAGGACUUAAUGCAACCUUCUCCCAAGAGGAAGGAAACCUUGAGGAGCCAAUUGGGACUUACCUUGUGGCUGUUCCUCUUGAAGGUAUCUUUCUGGUCACUGUGCUGGUGAGGAAUGCCAUCUCAAACUUGAGUUCGGAAAUUGGAAGGAUCACUGUCACAGGCAAGGAGUUUCUGAAGAGGGCUGGAGUGUCUGGAACAGGAGCUGCAGCUGGUAGGGUCCCAGGAAUUCCCAAAGAGUCAGAGUCAUGCCCGCGCCCUCAGGCAGCUGCAGACCCUGAAAGGCUGCCUUGGGGUACAGCCACACACCUUGCCUCUGGCACAUUCCAGGUGCUGGGAUAUGCUGCUUUCUUUGCACUGGUCUUAAAAGUGGAAGAAGAACCUGUGGCCCCCUUACCUUGUGUUCUUGUUUUCACAGACCCCUCAGCCCUGUUCAAAGCCAGAAGAGACAGCAGAAAGGACACCUAUCAGCCACCCCUUGAGGCCAACAUUGAAAAGAUGAAAACCACCCACCUCAAAGAAAAGAAAGCAUUUGCUCUAAUCAGAGAAAUUCUGGUGCACCUGGGCUGCCAGUGGAUGCUAUUGUUGGUGGCCUAUGGGCAGAGGGACCCCAGCGCCUACCACUUCAACAAACACCUUGAGGACAGCUUCACCCAAGGCUUCUCAGAUGUGCUGAGCUUCUGGGGGUUCUUCACAUGGGCUAACACAACCCUCAUUUGCAACCUAUACAGUUGUCACCCAGCAGCUACAGGCCUCUUUCAACAGGUGUCAUGCACCAUAUUCCCUGGAUUUUGA